AUGGAGAGCAGCAGCGCGCCCUACAACGCGUUGGCCGUGUUUGUCAACAACCAGCAGGUGUUCAAGCUGCCCCCCGAAGACAAGAAGCCCCCACUGCCCGACCUGGCGCUGGCCCCCACGCGCCUCGACGAGGUGGACCUCUACGGCGGCCUGGAGGCCGUCAAGGAGGGCCUCCUGUCGGUCCUCGUCGUGGGCUGCCUGGCCGUCGUCGACGCCGUCGUCAACGGCUUCGCCCCGCCCAGCCAGACCAGCAGGAGCCGCGGCGGCCUGGAGGAGGAGCACGAUGAUGGGGUGGACACGAUGAUGACCGAGAGCUGGAUGCCCUCGUGGGGCCUGGGCGACCUGUCCUACUACAGCGACGAGACGUCCUACGCGGUUUGCGACCACUUGUAA
Molecule: messenger RNA, 393 nt
Organism: Acanthamoeba castellanii str. Neff
Lineage: Eukaryota; Discosea; Longamoebia; Acanthamoebidae
Exons: 1
Coding region: 1-393 (130 amino acids)
Source: RefSeq, a predicted model, not a curated record